AUGAAUGCGAAGCUCCUGCCGGUGGCAUUGGUAGACAGCUAUCCUUCUAGUUAUCCUUUCCCUUGUUCUCCCUCCUUAGCUCCUGUGUUCAUUAGUUUGCAGAAUUUACAUCUACUACGGUCGGUUCUGUCUCUACACCUUUCCUUCCCCUCUCCCCCAUCAGCUCCGGGCACUCAUCAGCCUCACGUCGAAUCCAACCUACAUCGUCCUCAAUGUGUUUGGGCUCACUCUGGUGGCAAGCUCCAGGCAGAGAAAUUCAUCCGGAGAUCUGGAAUCAACUACACCAUUGCAAGACCCGGGGGCCUGAGAGUCUACCCUCCAAGCGGAAGCCUGGUCAUGAAGCCGGAGGCAGCAACUCACCCACCCACUCCUCCCCACAAUUCCACUACGCUCUUCAGUUCUGGACUGUCUGAUCCUGUUCUUGCCACCCACCUAUUCAGGAUACUCUGUUUGGAGGCUCGAUACCGAGAGAGCAGGCGGCAGAAAGUUGCAGCGGGAACUCUCGUCUGCCCCGAGUCCUCCUUCAAGGUCGUCGAGAUCGUCGCUCGAGGAGAAGCACCCGGGGCGUCCUCUUGCGGAGCUCCUCAGCUCCAUCAAGCAAUGCUGA
Spirodela intermedia is the source of this 607-nucleotide messenger RNA. The record is from the annotation of a GenBank genome assembly. Lineage: Eukaryota; Viridiplantae; Streptophyta; Magnoliopsida; Alismatales; Araceae.